CUCCAAAACGGUAGGGGGCGGUAAGACGCCACAACCGUGUUUGCCUUACAGGAAGUGAAAUAAUCAACAAUUCAGCGCCAUUUCGCUGUCCAUUCAACGGGCCUUGGCCUUGUGUUUAUAUUUGGGUGAAGGAGACGGAGACCUUCAUCAUGGUGAAGAUAUUUAUUGGAAAUCUUGCCUGCAACACCACCGCAGAGGAGCUGCGUGAACUCUUUGAGAAGUAUGGCAAGGUCACGGAAUGUGACGUCGUCAAAAACUAUGGUUUCGUGCACAUGAGCGCCAUGGCUGAUGCCGAGAAGGCCAUUGAGAACCUCCACCAGCACGAGCUGCACGGCUGGCGCAUGAAUGUGGAGCUCAGUAAAGGGAGGCCGAAGUCCACCACGAAGCUGCAUGUCAGUAACAUCAACCCGGAUGUCACUACUGAAAUGCUGCGGGUCAGGUUUGAGGAGUUUGGCCCAGUAGUGGAGUGUGACAUAGUCAAAGAUUAUGCCUUUAUUCACAUGGAGCAAGUGGAGGAUGCCAUGGAGGCCAUCAGUAAGCUGGACAACACAGCCUUCAAAGGCAAGCUGAUGAGCGUACAGCUGUCCACAAGUCGGCUUCGCACAGCCCCGGGAAUGGGAAAUCAUACUGGCUGCUAUGUCUGCGGGAAACAUGGUCAUUGGUCGAAAGAUUGUCCACUCGAUCGCACCGGUAGCCACGACGACAGCAUGAGAAGUCACAGUGGUCGAGCCCCCCCUCGCAGUCCGCCAGGUUAUGGCCGGGGUGCCUACGGAAUGACCUCGCAUCCAUCGGCUGAUUACGUGGGUGGCUCUGCGUAUAGUCAGGGUAGUUAUCUAGAUGGGAUUCCACCACCGCCGGCCCCACCUCGUAGGGUUGGUGGCUACGGCUCUGAAGCCAGCAGUAGGUAUGCAAGCAGACCAGCAGCCUCCUAUACUGAGAGGCCAUCGGCUUACGAAAGUGACCGUCCUUACAGCAGCAUUGAUUACUAUGAGAAGUACAGAGCUCGGCCCUAUGGCUCGAGCUAUUUCGAAGAUCGUCGUGUUCCCUAUGUUCCUCCACCUCCUCCUCCCCCUCCCUCCAUGUCAAAGCUAUCUUCUGGUGUAGAUCCGUACCGGCCAGUGCUUCCCCCGACGUCGGCCGCUGCCGCCGCCGCCGCAUACUACCCCCGAGACCACAGCCCCAUCAGACGGAUGCCAGACUCGACGCCAGCGUAUGCCUAUGAGCGAACACGAUUGUCCCCUGUGUCCUCCAGGAGUUCCUACGCCGUUCCACGAUCCAAGGAUCAUUACACACAACGAUAUGCUCCAUAUUAAGACUAGGGGGGCCAAGGUGAGCAACUCAGAACAAUUGUUGGCACGCCAUUUAAAAAAAAAAAAAAAAGGGGAGCGGGAUUCUCCAAAAUAGUGGGACAGCCUUUCUGAAGGAGAAUCCUCUGCUCUUUCGUAGGUCUGUUUGUGAUCCACGGGACUUUGCUUUGUCGGUCUAUCUUAAAAGCGGCGUGAUUUCACCUGCGACCGAGACGCUCACUGCAGUUUGUGUUUCAGUCACAUUAUCGCGUUCUAUUCUGCUAAGGAGGUGUUUGAACAAGAACUACACAGUCCGAAAAUAUGUGGUGUACAAUGACACCAUACAAUGUUUGGUUUGUUUUGCGGAUUGUCAAAUCGUUUUUUUUAGCUAUGUUAUUUUUUUUUAAUCUCGUCCGUACUUGUUUCUCAUGUAGAGCAAUUUGUUCAACAGAGGAAAUGUGAACUGUUUGACUUUUGGUUGUUUUUGAAGGAAGGCUGGACUCGUGCCUAAGGGGCUCAUUAUCUUGUCAUAUUAACCAUGAACUUAGCUUGUUUGUGUUUGUUCCUUUGUUUUGAAACAACUUUCGUUGUUGUUGUUUAACCUUUUGUAACGUUAUUAUAGGUCAUACCUUAAUGUGUUUAGUUGUAUGGAUUUGGAAAAACAACAACUCACUAUAAACAUGCAUUGUAUAUGAUGAAAUGACAAAAGCAACUCCCUAGUAACUGCUAUCUUGUUGGUUUCCGACGUAUCUCUGUGUGAAGGAGGUAUUUAGGGAAACGUAAAUACUGAAGAC
Molecule: messenger RNA, 2080 nt
Organism: Cynoglossus semilaevis (tongue sole)
Lineage: Eukaryota; Metazoa; Chordata; Actinopteri; Pleuronectiformes; Cynoglossidae
Product: RNA-binding protein 4.1-like
Exons: 4
Coding region: 150-1313 (387 amino acids)
Cellular component (GO): nucleus
Molecular function (GO): zinc ion binding; mRNA binding
Source: RefSeq, a predicted model, not a curated record